This is a messenger RNA of Salarias fasciatus (jewelled blenny), 2766 nucleotides long. Its product is annotated as RAS guanyl-releasing protein 2. NCBI's taxonomy places the organism in Eukaryota, Metazoa, Chordata, Actinopteri, Blenniiformes, Blenniidae. Gene Ontology annotation, biological process: Ras protein signal transduction. Gene Ontology annotation, cellular component: plasma membrane. Bases 359 to 2155 code for a protein of 598 amino acids. The transcript has 17 exons. The record is from RefSeq and is a predicted model, not a curated record. Gene Ontology annotation, molecular function: calcium ion binding; guanyl-nucleotide exchange factor activity.
AUGUGCACGUGCGUGUGCGUCCGGGGCUGCGGUGUUGCUGUGAUACUGCCAAUAGGCGGGACCGUGGCUCCGCAGUGUGAUGGUGCGCGCCGCACAGCUGGAUUGCGCGCAGAGGAAGGUCUGACUGGCACGAGGCUGUCCGCUCCAGCUGCGGACGCUGUUUUUUUGUUUUUCUGCGCGUCACAACUUGCGCACGCGGAUAAGACUUUAUUUUUGAGACAGAGACAGCAGAUCCUCCAGGAGACGGAUCCUCUCGACACUUGUGGAGGACUUGAGGCGCAGGACCCUGCGGAUCCCCCCCUCCCGGUGAUGUAAGGCUGCUUCCCCGUGAGAGGCGCGAACCGAGCACACAGCAGCGAUGGAGUCUAUCUUGUCGGAGCAGUCGGCCACGGUGGACGCGCUGGUGGAGGCCAGCAUCCAGGCCUUCGAUGAGAAGGGCGCCGUGAAGGAUCCCACCUUGGUCAGCAUGUUCCUGAUGAUGCACCCCUGGUACGUCCCGUCAACAGAACUGGCCAAGAAGCUGGUGCUCAAGUCUCAGGAUGAGAGCUGCACCGCCGAGCGCCGGUUAAGGAUAUGUCACCUCAUCAAGUACUGGAUUUCUGAGUUCCCUGCGGAGUUCAAUCUGAACCCGGAGCUGGUGGACCAGAUCAAAGACUAUAAAGACCUCCUGACCACGGAGGGCAACGAGCGGCAGAGCCAGCUCAUUGACCUGUCCAGCGUGCCGUCCUACAAAUGGAAGCGGCAGGUUACCCAGCGGGUGCCGUCCGUGUCCAAGAAGAGGAAAAUGUCGCUGCUGUUCGACCACCUGGACUCCUGCGAGCUGGCCGAGCACCUCACCUACCUGGAGUACAAGUCCUUCUGCAAGAUCCUGUUCCAGGACUACCACAGCUUCGUGAUGCACGGCUGCACGGUGGACAACCCCAUCCUGGAGCGCUUCAUCACGCUCUUCAACAGCGUCUCCCAGUGGAUCCAGCUCAUGGUGCUGAGCAAGCCCACCGCCCCGCAGCGGGCCGCCGUCAUCUCCCACUUCAUCAGAGUGGCUCAGAAGCUGCUUCAGCUGCAGAACUUUAACACCCUGAUGGCGGUGGUGGGCGGCCUGAGCAACAGCUCCAUCUCUCGUCUCAAAGACACGGAAACCCACAUCAGCGCCGAGACCAACAAGGUCUUCAACAGCCUGAUCGAGCUGGUGACGUCCUGCGGGAACUACAGCCAGUACCGCAAGCGCUUCUCCGAGUGCUCGGGCUUCCGGUUCCCCAUCCUCGGCGUGCACCUGAAGGACCUGAUCGCCGUGCACGUGGCGCUGCCGGACUGGGCCGACAAAGAGAGGACGCGGGUGAACCUGGCCAAGACGCAGCAGCUGUACGCCAUCCUGCAAGAGCUGGCGCUCGUCCAGAGCACGCCCCCCAACGUGGACGCCAACACGGACCUGCUCAACCUGCUCACAGUCUCUCUGGACCAGUACCACACAGAGGAGGAGAUCUACCAGAUGUCUCUGCAGAGAGAACCGCGCAAACCGGCGCAGAACUCCAGCCCCGCCGCCGCUCCGGACCCCAAACCCACCAUGAUCGACGACUGGGCCGUGUCGGUGAAGCCCAACGCCGACCCCACGAUCAUCAAGAAGCACAUCGAGAAGAUGGUGGAGUCAGUUUUCAAGAACUUCGACACGGACGGCGACGGCCACAUCUCCAGGGACGAGUUCGAGGCGAUCCGGAACAACUUCCCUUACCUCAGCAAGUUUGGCGAACUGGACAAGAAUCAAGACGGGCAGAUCAGCAGGGAGGAGAUGAUAGACUACUUCAUCCAGGCCAGCUCGCUGCUCAACUGCAAGAUGGGCUUCAUCCACACGUUCACCGAGGCCACCUACGUCAAGCCCACGUUCUGCGAGCACUGCGCCGGCUUUAUAUGGGGAUUCUACAAGCAAGGCUACAAGUGUAAAGCCUGCGGGGUCAACUGCCACAAGGCCUGCCGGAGCCGCCUGGCCGUGGAGUGCCGCAAGAGGACCAAGAGCAUCAGCCACGAGACGCCGCCGGCGCUGCAGGCGCGGUCCUACAGCUUCCCGCCGCCCGCCAACACCCCGCCCAGCCUGCAGAACACGGUCAUCGCCGAGGAGGACAUCGAGUCGGUGGAGGAAGGAGUGUUCGAUGUCCACCUAUAACCAGAGUCUCUCCUCCAGUUUGGUGCACGAGGAGCCGGAGGAGCCCCCCCCCACCCCCCACCUCCCUCUCACUGAGGAGAGGCUGCACUGAACACAGGCCAGGACGCCUCCACACUGCCGCCCAGUGGCCACACACUGCCACUGCACCCCUCCUCUCAAAGCAUUCAGUGUUCGUGUGAAAACUUUAGUGUGUUUUGAAGAAAAAAAAAAUCCAUGAAAUUGUAUUUUCUUGGUGGAAUGUUACAGUUUAUAGUGUGAGCAGACUGUGAGUGAUCGGCAUGGCUGUUUUUUUUUCUUCUUCUGUCUCUUUCUAUCUAUGAAACACUUAAGAAUGUCAAGACGAAGCUUUUAUCCGAGCAGCUUUAUUUCCCCUGCUUCUGUUUACCGUCUUGUUUUCUUCAAAUCCAUUCCAGACACACCAAUAAUGGGACCAAUUUCGUCGUCUGAUUUAAAAGAAAAAAAAUGUUGAUUUGUGAUGGUCGUUAUUGAAGUGUGAUAACAAAAGCGGCCAUUUAGCCAAGAAAAGAAAAAAAAAACCCUAACAAUCUGGCUAUAAUUAGCACUGGACUUUGAAGAACGGUAUAUUUUUGUCAUGUUUACCUGGAUAUCAG